Molecule: messenger RNA, 252 nt
Organism: Linum trigynum
Lineage: Eukaryota; Viridiplantae; Streptophyta; Magnoliopsida; Malpighiales; Linaceae
Source: the annotation of a GenBank genome assembly
AUGCCGCACCGUAAACAGGCGCGAGCAAUUCCCUGUGAUUUUGACGAUAUCGACUUUGCUGAAAUGCAACGUGAAACCACUGAAGUUCAAAGUGAUAACGACGAAUUGAGGUGGCAGGUGGAGUUGUUAACACAACGAAUGGAUAAAGUCUUGCAUAUGCAGCGUCAGUUUGACGACGUGACGAUUGUAGAUGAAAAUCCGUUCGCUGACCCCCAGAAUCGCUCACCUGAGCGCUCUAACCACAGAUGGUAG